This is a messenger RNA of Geodia barretti, 201 nucleotides long. The record is from the annotation of a GenBank genome assembly. Lineage: Eukaryota; Metazoa; Porifera; Demospongiae; Tetractinellida; Geodiidae.
UUGGGCGAGAAUUGUGGAAGAUUCAGUGGACGAGCGAUGGCUCUAGAAUGCCGUACGCCCUUUCUUCGGCUCUUCUUUCUCUCUCUGAUUCUAGCACUGUCCACUGGUAUGCUACCACUCUACCCCAGACCAGCUCUCUACGACAUGCAGCUGACUUCCAGUAUUAGGGUGUCUGUGGAGUUUCAAGGCAUUGUACAGGAU